Molecule: messenger RNA, 1755 nt
Organism: Fundulus heteroclitus (mummichog)
Lineage: Eukaryota; Metazoa; Chordata; Actinopteri; Cyprinodontiformes; Fundulidae
Product: cortexin-1-like
Exons: 1
Coding region: 1053-1433 (126 amino acids)
Source: RefSeq, a predicted model, not a curated record
UGUGUGUCAUUAUAAAGUUGUAUUUGAGUGACUUUGCACAAAUUGUAACCAGAGGAUUCUGUUAUUUUCAGGCGAGAAAACCUGGCCAAGCUUCACCCGGAACAUCUGAUGGCAAUUCGUCCGUUAACGCUGCGCUGACGGCUACUGCAACGAGCGUUUUCAGCGGAUUCUCCUUCUGAAAACGUUUUCUGCCUCUUGUUGCCUCUCUACUCGACACAAACGGCACUUUUUGAAACAACCGUCCGGAAGGGGGAGACGGCGAAAGGAACUUAUUUCGAUAUUUGACAGUACUGACCCACUUUUCAUGCUCCAGCUAGCUGGGGGCGAAGGGGAAACUUUGCAUCGAGCAGGCGGCAACAACAAAUAGGGCUGUGGAGCGUUUAACAUUCAGGGCCAUUAAUCAAGUGACCUCCAGAUCUAAUUAGCUGCAUACAAAACAGCCACACACGUACGCAAACAGUUGCCCCUGGCUGCUGAGGUGGUCUGUUAGUAACUCGAGCUCUUACACUAGCCGGCCCCGGUCAGGUGUUAGAUCCCCGCCUGCACUCCAUCAUCCCUUUUGGACGACGCUGCUGACCUUGGCCGAGAACAGACAUGCUUGUUUGUGUUUGUUUGCAUUAGCGGAAGAUGGCGGCACGCCCCGUGUGCUAUGACUGAGAGUGACAGAGACACCUGAUGGUGGCUGCGUGGCUCUGAUAAACAGAGGGGGAAAGAAUUAGUGCCUGAGGCACGGACGCUCUAAUAAGAAAGGUGGCUGAGCAUCAUCAGACUUGAGUCACAUCCUCAAAUAAGUGGCACACAAAACUAGUCUCCGCUAAUUGAAAAGUGCACGUGUGCGUCUGUCUGACACGUUGUCUGAGCAGAUUAAAGUCAGACCUCCUGUGGGUCAUGUCGCUUUGACUUACUUAGAUUUGACAGCGACAAGUGGUCACCGGAAGAAAAUGUGACGCAGCAAAAAUAGCAACACCUUUAGUCGAAAGCAUCGCAUCGGUCUGCCCUGCCCGUCAAACAUAAAAGUUGCAUGCUGACUUCCUGAACACCCCCCCCCCCUCAUGAACGCCUUCCCCUUCUUCUCCACGCCUCAACCCAACACACCCACCAUCCAGUCGGUGUGUAAGCCCUGUCUGCGGGCCCCGUGGAGAAUGAACGAUGUGCCCACACUCGACUACGAGUCGCUGCUGUCCCCGGCCAGCUCCUCCCUACCCAGCGGCCCCGGCGGCGGCGGCAGCAGCUCGCCCCUGGCCCUGGUCGCCGUGGACACGGAGCAGCGUACCGCCUUGGCCUUCGUAGGCCUCCUCAUGCUCUUCCUGGUCUUCCUGCUGGUCAGAUGCUUCAGGAUCCUGCUGGACCCAUACAGCCGUAUGCCCGCGUCAUCUUGGACCGACCACAAGGACGGCAUAGAGAGGGGCCAGUUUGAUUAUGCACUGGUGUAAGAGGGACAGAUUUGGUGUUUAUUGCACACAGACUUUGUAGUUUUUCUCAGACACUGAUACAUGGUGUAAUGUUGUAAAUGCACUAGAGGAUGGGUAAACCUUUUUGUUGGUGUAAAUUCAAUGCUGCAGGACUCCAUAUCUCCAACAGAUGUUGUUCAGCACGGGGCUCACCUUGACGGGCAAACGAUUACAGUGCUUGGAAAUGGUAUUUUGUUUCCCCUCGCAAAUUGAACCUCUUUGUUUUUGUCACACUUAAAUGUUUCUGGUCAUCAAGCCAAUUCUAAGAUCAGGUAACCUGGAGAAAAAUACAAAAUAAACUGUU